Messenger RNA from Acanthoscelides obtectus, 534 nucleotides. Lineage: Eukaryota; Metazoa; Arthropoda; Insecta; Coleoptera; Chrysomelidae. The record is from the annotation of a GenBank genome assembly.
AUGGACUUUCCAGUUGCUCUCAAGUCAAUAUCAGAAUUUGAAAGAUUGAAUAAUAUGUCAAUUAACGUUUAUGGAAUAGAAAAGGAAUUCAUUGAUGGAAAGUCUAAAUAUCAGGUGGUACGACCGUUACAUUACACGGCGCAAAAACAACCCACUCAUCUGAACUUAUUACUUAUUGAUGAUUCAGAAGUUAAGCUGCCCCAACUGGAAACCAGAGUUGAUCGCCUUGGAAACACGGUAAUGGAUAAUGUGCUGAAAUUUGAACAGCAUCACAAACAAUUAAGACUACCGUUUUGCGUUUAUGCGGACUUUGAAUGCAUCCUAGCUGCGAUAGACAAUCACUCAAGUGCUUCAGAGGAUAUGCGAUUUGUCGAUUCAUAUCAGUUUCUAUCGUCAAAAUUAGAAACCUUGGCAUCCUUUCUAAGCGCAGAACAAUGUCGGACGGUACGAGUCUUUCCUGAGGACGAAAAGUUCUCCUACAUGAGAUGCAAAGGUAUAUUUCCAUAUACAUAUCUUAAUAGGUUAGACAAAUAG